Molecule: messenger RNA, 2126 nt
Organism: Diospyros lotus (date-plum)
Lineage: Eukaryota; Viridiplantae; Streptophyta; Magnoliopsida; Ericales; Ebenaceae
Exons: 6
Coding region: 29-2011 (660 amino acids)
Molecular function (GO): protein binding
Source: RefSeq, a predicted model, not a curated record
UUGGAGAAAAUCGAGUCGAGUUCGCAAAAUGGCAGGACCAGAAAUCAGCCCAGCUGCCAUUGUUAGCCAUCACAAAGCUUUUAGAGCAGUGUUAGAUUGGAAGAAAGAUUCACUUCAAGUCCUCCGCGAAUACUUGAUCAGGUGGCAACGCAGCGGUCUGGCUCAUGUCGACGUGCACGGCAACACGAUUCUCCAUUUUCUGGCCAUCGACGGCAAUGCAUCGGCUUUCAAACAACUCUUUGAAGACGGCCUGUUGACCAGCGAAAUGCUGAAGAAAGGGAACUUGAGAGGCGACACGACCUUGCACGAAGCCGCGAGGUUUGGGCGAUGCAAUGUCGUAGAAAUCAUGUUGGACAAGGAUGAAGGCUUGGCUUUGGCACGCAAUAGUUUGGGCGAGACGCCGCUUUACGUUGCCGUUGCAUCAGGGAAGAAAGAUUUGUUCGAUUUAUUAAAGGGGAAACUAAACGAGGACAACGUAACAAGAAGGAGAAAUGACGGCUGCACUCUCCUUCACGCCGCGGUCGUCGGAGAAUAUUAUAGACUAGCAUUUGAGAUAGUGAAAUCAUUUCCAUAUCUUGCUCAAGCACAAGACGAGAAAGGAUUAACUGCACUGAAUCUGCUAGCCAGCAAACCUCUUUCCUUUAAAAGCGGGUCAGCAUAUUCAUUCAUAAAUCUUGGAAGUAGAUCUUUCAUCCCGGUCCAACUUAUUCGCUGUUUGAUCUAUCUUUGCAUUCCACCAAUGGAUAAUAGAACCAAGUCCAGUACAGAUACGGAAGAUCCUCAAAAUCAAUCGGAUAUCCCACAACCAAAAACGUCUUUGUGGCUAACCAAACUAACAUCGGGGUACAGAAGAGUGCUUAGAGUUUCCAAGUUGCUUAGAGGAGUUGAUGAUAUAAAGCAAAACCAUGCAUUGGCAGUAUUGCUAGCCAAAAUAUUAAUUGGAGAUGAAGAAGAUUGGAGCCGUUACACUUACGGUGAAAGUACAAUGGAACCAUGUAAAGAUCAUGGGCAAAUGAAUGACUCAGUUUCUCUACAACGGCCUAAUUUGGAUUCUACAAUUGUUUCACCCAAAAAUAAUAGAAUGAGAAAUCCGCUAAUUCAGGCGGUAGAAAACAGCAUUGAAGAGUUGGUAGAGGAAAUACUAGAAAAAUUCCCAGAUGCAGCCUAUACAGUGGACAAGAAUGGAAAAAACAUACUGCAUAUAGCAGUGGAGAAGAAAGAUAAAAGACUAUAUGACUACUUGAAGACAAAAGUUCACAAGGAUGUGAUGCUAACGGCCAUUGACAACCAGGGAAACAGCAUUCUGCAUCUUGCAACAAAACAAGGAAAUUGUCCUAGAAUUGUUCUUGGACAUCUGAACCAGAUGGCGUGGGACGUAUGCUGGUUUAAGCGGAUCUGGUAUGAUUCUCCCCCUCAUUUCCAAUACCACCGCAACUUUGUUGGGAAGACAGCAAGUGAACUGUUUCAAGAAAACCAUGUCAGCUUACGAGAAAACGCUGAGAAGGCACUCAAAGAUAUGAAUAGUGGGUUGAUGUUGGUUGCUACUCUUAUUGGCACUGUCAACUAUGCCACAUUGUUUACCAUCCCUGGAGGUUUUGUUGAUGAUAAAAAUAGCGCAAGUUUUGGUCGUCCAAAGUUUUUUAGCACCAAGAAAGAAGAUCAAGUUUUGUCAUUCUUGUGGUACACUGGGGUAGCUCUAUUUAGCUCUCUAAUUGCCUUGACUGCCAUGCUUUUGAUUCAGUUGUCGAGGUUUACCAACGACGACUUCUUCAUGACCUUGCCAGUGAGAUACCUCGGUUCUCUGGCUGCCCUAUUUGUCUCCACCAUCUUCACAAUUGCAGCUUGUGCUGAGACCUACCUUAUUAUCGAAAUAAAUGUCAACCCAUACCAGGCAAUGUGGCCAGCCAUAGGUUUCUUAAUCCUUAUUUCAAUAGAUGUAGUGUACCUGACUUUUCAUUACCUGUAUUUUGCUUUUCGUUGUUCUGUUUCAUUUACUGGCCAAGAAAUGUAGCAUACAUCUAAGCCUUUUCAUUUUCUUUUUCAUUAUUCUAAAUUCUAGCUUCGAAUUGCAUCAUUGUUGAUGGGCCUUUGAAUUCGAUCUUGGAUAGCAUUAAUUUCUUGAAAAA